Molecule: messenger RNA, 3200 nt
Organism: Cucurbita pepo subsp. pepo (vegetable marrow)
Lineage: Eukaryota; Viridiplantae; Streptophyta; Magnoliopsida; Cucurbitales; Cucurbitaceae
Source: RefSeq, a predicted model, not a curated record
UCCUACAACACCUUUGUCUUUGAUACUCAAAAAGGGAAAUGGCAUUGCUGAUGAUGCUCUAUCAAGUCGGCGGUAUCUUCCUCAUCUUUCUUUUCAAUUCUCUUGCCAACUCUCAUCAUCUAUGUGAUCCCAAACAAAGCCUUGCCCUUUGGGAGUUCAAGAAAGCCUUUUCCUUGAAUGAAUCUGCAUCAAGUAGUUGCAAUGAUGAGCUUAAGAAGCAAGCUUAUGCAAAGACAGAGACAUGGAACCAAACCAAAGAUUGCUGUUCAUGGGAUGGCGUGAAAUGCGACGAGGAAGGAGAAGGUCAUGUCGUGGGGCUUGACCUCAGCUGCAGUCGGCUUCUUGGAGUUCUUCAUCCCAACAGCUCCCUUUUUUCCCUUUCUCACCUUCAAACCUUGAAUCUUUCUCGUAACUCUAUUUUAUCUGAAUUUUCACCCUCAUUUGGAACGUUUAAAGACUUGAGGGCUUUGGAUCUUUCCUGGUCUUACCUCAUAGGAGAUGUUCCAAUAGAAAUAUCAUACUUGUCUAACCUUGUUUCUCUUGACCUAUCCGGGAAUUAUCUCAGUUUCUCAGACAUAGUUAUGAAUCAGCUUCUUCAUAAUCUAACUAAUCUAAGGGGUCUUGCACUUUCUCAUGUAUUCCUCCAUGACAUCACACCCACUUCUUUCAUGAACAUUUCUCUUUCUUUAGCUUCUCUUUCUCUUUCUUCAUGUGGGUUGAGAGGGAAUUUUCCACCAUAUAUUUUCAGUCUUCCAAAUUUGCGUGUGUUACAACUUGAUUAUAAUUAUGAAUUGAAGGGGCGUUUGCCCAUGUCUAAUUUGAGUGAAUCACUUGAAAUCUUGAGUCUUAGUUGGACUAAUUUUUCAGGAGAGAUCCCUUAUUCCAUUGGUAAUGCAAAGUCCUUGAUAUCUUUACACCUUUCAUUCUCCAAUUUCACUGGUGGACUUCCAAAAUCAAUAGGAAACCUUACACAACUCACUAACAUUGAUCUCUCUGUAAAUAAGUUCAAUGGUCAACUGCCCAAUACAUGGAACAAACUUCAAAAGCUAACUAAUUUCAGAAUUCAUAUGAAUUCUUUCAUGGGUCACCUACCCAAUUCUCUUUUCAACCUCACCCACCUCUCCAACAUGACAUUUUCAUCUAACUUAUUUUCGGGUCAUUUACCCACAAAUGUUGAUUCAGAUGCACUUUCAAAUCUAAUUCAUUUGAACUUGGAACGCAACUCACUCAUUGGUGCCAUACCCUCUUGGCUGUAUGCAUUACCUCGUUUAAACUACUUGGAUCUCUCUCAUAAUCAUUUCUCUUCUUUGAUGAGGGAUUUCAAAUCCAACUCCUUGGAGUUUCUUGAUUUAAGUAACAACAACUUGCAUGGUGGAGUCUCUGAUUCUAUUUAUAGGCAACUCAAUCUUACAUAUUUAGCAUUGGGGUCCAACAAUUUGAGUGGAGUUUUGGAUUUAGACAUGUUGUUGAGAAUUCAAAGUCUAACAUCUUUAGACAUUUCCAAUAACAAUCAACUUUUGAUAGAGUCUACUAGUAUUAGUUCUAUGAAUCUUGUUCGAGUUGAAAUGGGUUCUUGUAAAUUGGGAAAAUUUCCCUACUUUUUGAGAUAUCAGAAGAACUUGGACUAUCUAGACCUUUCAAAUACUCAAAUUCAUGGGAACAUUCCCAAGUGGUUUUCUGAAUUGGGUGCUUUGAGGCACCUUAAUCUUUCUCAUAACUUGUUGUCCUCAGGAAUGAAGCUUCUCCUCAAUUUGCCAAAUUUGAAAAAUCUCUAUCUUGAUUCUAACUUGUUCAAUCUAUACUUUCCAAUGUUGCCAUCAUCAAUAUCCCAAUUUACUGCUUCCAAUAAUCAACUCAGUGGAAAUAUCCAUCCUUCAAUUUGCAAAGCCACCAACCUUAGUUUCCUGGAUUUGUCAAAUAAUAGGUUGAAUGGUGCAAUCCCAUCUUGUUUCUCUAACCUAACUUCUCUUAUGUUGUUGGAAUUGAAAAGGAAUAAUUUUUCUGGUUCUAUUCCCAUCCCACUACCAUAUAUUUUAAUCUAUACCGCUUCUGAAAAUCAGUUCAGUGGAGAAAUCCCUUCUUCAAUCUGCAAUGCCAUCUUCCUUGCUGUCCUUAGUCUAUCCAACAAUCACUUCAGUGGUACAAUUCCGCCAUGUUUAGCCAACUUCCCUUCUCUUGCGGUGUUGGAUUUGAAAAAGAACCAUUUUUCUGGGAAUGUUCCAAUGAUUUUUCCAAUAGGAAGUGAAUUGAGAAGCCUUGAUUUGAACGACAAUCAAAUAGAAGGAGAAUUGCCACCAUCCUUGCUCAACUGCAACAAUCUUCAAGUCUUGGAUCUUGGGAAUAACAUCAUAACAGGUCUGUUCCCCCAUUGGCUAGAAGCUGCAUCAAGUUUGCGAGUUCUUAUCCUAAGAUCCAAUCGAUUUUAUGGUCCAAUCAACAACUCAAUGAACAAAGACUCUUUUCCAAAUCUACGUAUCAUUGAUUUAUCUCGCAAUCAUUUCAGUGGGUUGCUGCCAUCAAACUUAUUCAAAAACAUGAGAGCCAUGAAGGAAGUUGAAGUGGGCAACCAAAAACCCAACUCUUCUUCGCUUGAAUCUGGCAUACUCCCUUUCUAUAAGGACUCAGUGGUGGUAUCAAUAAAAGGGUCUGAUCUAAAAUUGGAAAGCAUUCUAUUGAUAUUCAAGGCUAUUGAUUUCUCAAGUAAUGAAUUUAGUGGAGAGAUACCAGAGGCGAUUGGAAGGCUCUUGUCCUUGAAAGGUCUCAACUUUUCUCAUAAUAAGCUUAGAGGUAUGAUUCCCAUAACUUUUGGGAAUCUAAAAAAUCUGGAAUGGUUGGAUCUUUCUUCAAAUGAACUGUUGGGUAAAAUUCCACCUCAGUUGGCUACUCUUACAUUUCUCUCCCGUUUGAACCUCUCACACAAUCAUCUUUCUGGGCCAAUCCCUCAAGGGAAUCAGUUUGCAACUUUUGAAAGUUCUUCGUAUGUUGGGAAUCUUGGGCUUUGUGGGUUUCCUCUACCAAAUUGCUACUCAGAAAAGGCCCAUGAAUCUCAAAUGGCACAUGAAGAAAGUGAGAGUUUGGACAAUGGGUUUUGGUUGAAAGUUGUGUUGAUGGGAUAUGGAUUUGGAAUGGUGUUUGGAGUAUUCGUUGGGUAUCUUGUUUUUCGAAUUGGAAAACCUAUAUGGAUCGUGGCGAUGGUUGAA